This is a messenger RNA of Geodia barretti, 171 nucleotides long. Lineage: Eukaryota; Metazoa; Porifera; Demospongiae; Tetractinellida; Geodiidae. The record is from the annotation of a GenBank genome assembly.
AUGCGGGUGGCGUUGGACACGACCAACAUCCUGGGCCGUGGCGCGGUGAAGGACACCUACAAUCUGUUGGCGGACGGGAUAGUCAAGCUGUUGCGGGCGCUGGCGGCAGUGGAGCAAGCUCCGGUCAGGGAAUGGGCCAAGGCCCGGGAAUAUGAGAGAUACCUGGCUCCA